Molecule: messenger RNA, 1755 nt
Organism: Alternaria alternata
Lineage: Eukaryota; Fungi; Ascomycota; Dothideomycetes; Pleosporales; Pleosporaceae
Product: DUF862-domain-containing protein
Exons: 2
Coding region: 1-1755 (584 amino acids)
Biological process (GO): protein modification by small protein removal
Molecular function (GO): peptidase activity
Source: RefSeq, a predicted model, not a curated record
AUGUCGAUGCAGUUUCUAGGCAUACAGAUCGAUGCUGUAUAUCAUACCUCCAUCGUGAUUGAUGGCGUAGAGUACUACUACGGCCAAGGCGUACAGACAUGUCAGGCGGGAGCUACACAUCAUGGCCGGCCCAUGGAAGUCAUCAAGCUUGGCCAAACUGCACUUCCCAUGGAGGUUAUAUUGGAGUAUCUCGAGUCUUUGAAGGAGGUUUAUACCCCUGAGGCCUACGAUCUAUUUGAGCACAACUGCAACAACUUCUCCAACGACUUCGCCAUGUUCCUCGUAGGCAAGGGGAUACCAGACCACAUUACAUCGCUCCCACAGACCGUCCUCAAUACGCCGUUCGGGCAGAUGCUACGGCCGCAAAUCGACGCCGCCAUGCGACCCAUCACGCAAGCACCGACGCCGCAGCCAGUACAACCACAAGCCAACUCGAAGACUUCGAAUGGAAACACAUCCAACGGAGCCUCAUCUGGAGGAAGCGCAUUGGAGAUGAAUACGGGCAGGGUCAACAACAUAACAGCGUUGAGAGACGUAGAUCGCCUUCUCGAUCUAGCGAAGGACCGCUGCGCCAUCAUCUUCUUCACGAGCUCUACAUGCGCGCCAUGUAAACUGGUAUAUCAGCCGUAUGACGAUCUCGCCGCCGAGAACGGUACGAAGUGUGUCUUCAUCAAGAUAGACUUCAGCCACGCCGAGCGCUCGAUCAGCACCCGUUAUCCGAACGUUCGCGCGACACCAACUUUCAUAACAUACCUCAGAGGCGAGAAGCAAGAUGAGUGGAGUGGAGCUGAUCCAAGGCAGCUGCGGAACAAUGUGGAGAUGUUAGUCAACGCUGCAUUCCCAACCCAUCCCCAUCUCGAGAAGAGCACAUCCAUGCUGUUACGGCAAAGUCAAAGACCAGUCAAGUUCGCAAAGGUACCGCCAAUGGAGAAGCUGGUCGCGAAGAUGGGAGAUGCUGGGAAAGAUCCGGCGGUAUCAUCCAUUGUGUCCUUCCUCCAGAUGCGCGAGCAAUCUGGAGCCAUGGAAGCGCCAUUAGGCGAUCUUCCGCAGCUUGCCCAAUUUUUGAGGAGAAGCACUUCAGUCCUUCCACCAGAGCUUCUCUUCACUGCACUCGACCUGCUUAGAAUAUCGCUGAUCGACGUUCGUGUAGCUGGCUUCUUUGCAGAAGAACACAAAGGAGCCACAGGCACACCAGCAACCAUCCACCAUCUUCUCGAUCACGUAGACAAGCUUGGCGAAUCUGCGCCUUACCCGCUUCGACUUACGACGCUACAUCUCGCAUGUAAUCUCUUCACCUCGCCGCUCUUCGUACCACACCUCCUCGCUCCACCGCUUUCGUCCACGCUCAUCUCGAUCCUAACGACCGCCCUACUCGACGACAAACACCCCGCGCUCAAAGCCUCCGCCCUCAGCCUGGCGAUGAACAUAACAUCUUCCAAUCAUCAGAUAAGGAUGAAGAAGCACAGCGCAAAUGUAUCGCAUGCGCUACCUUCGGAGUCUGAGCUACCGGAAGCGGAGCAGGGCGAGCUACUGGCUUCGCUGCUGGAAAACAUCAGUAGUGAGGAGCAGUGGAGCGAGAACCAGAAGAUGGGCAUCAUCUGUGUUGGCUGGUUGGUAUAUGCUGCCGAUCUGCAAGGCGAGCUGAGGGACACAUGGAAGGUGAUGGAUGCCGCAGGCACGAUAGGGAAGGUUGAAGCGAAGGCUGCCGAGGAUAGGUUGAUGGUGAAGGAGGUUACGGGCUUGCUUGAGGCAUAA